GCUAGUGCCAGUCAUGGUCACUUGCAUAUGUUGUGCUUAGCAGCAGCCCAUAAGAGCAAAGGAGUGCUUGAGGCUGCUAACGCACUGAAACUGCACUUCAUUCACCGAUAAAGCUUGGAGUCCGACUUCUAUAACUUGCGACUUUCCCUCAAGCCAGUUCCUUCCACUUCCUUACCAGUUGCACUGAACUCACUCCUGAGACCAAAACCCAAACAUGCCUGCAAGAUGGGACGCCUUCUCUGCUCUCUCCGUGCCACCCCCAAUCUUGGAGGAAGAGUCUCCAUCCCAAUUUUGGGGCGAAGACUGCGCAAAUGUGGCGCAAAGGUGCUCCAGUUUGCCCAGUUCCGACUGUGAAUCUCUCACCAGUAGCAACUCUUACUCUGAAUGCGAUCUAGAUGCUUGGGAUGAAAUCUCUAUACCAGACUCUGAGCUUCUGAAUGAUCCCGAAGGAGAGCAGCUGUGCCCCAGUCUUUUAAAGCUCAUAAACCGGUGCCUGACCAAAGCCAGAAUCAAUUCCCUGAGGUGUUCAAGGCUUCUCAUUCCUGAUGAGCUUUUGUGUAAUCUGGGUCAAGAACUGCUACACUUGGCAUACAGUGAACCUUGUGGACUUAGGGGAGCACUUAUUGACUUGUGUGUGGAGAAUGGCAAGGACUGCCACAGUGUGGCCCAAAUAACUGUUGAUCAAGCGGUUGUACCAACGUUCCAACUUACUGUACUGCUGAGACUGGACUCCAGACUCUGGCCUAGAAUACAGGGCCUCUUUAGCACCAAGCCAGUUCCUGGUUCUGGACAAUCUCUGAAACUUAGCCCUGGAUUCAAGGUUCUGAAAAAGAAACUGUACAGUUCUGAAGAACUCAUCAUAGAAGAAUGCUGAUGUUUCAUUGUCCGAAGUUGGGGGGGGGCUGCGUCACCUGGUACUGCAAUCAUGAAGGCUUCAAAAGUAUUUUAAAAGUUUACAAAAUAUUUUAUGUUAAAAUGUUUGGUUUUUUUUUUUUUACAAGAAAAAAAAAAAAAUGCUUUUAGUUGGUGUUAGGACACUGCCUGUAUCUGGUUAACCCCUUCACUACCAGCUAAAGUGACGCCUUGAUAAAUGCUCAUUGCCGCAGUAGUGAAUCGGAAUUCUGAUCAAUUUGGGAGCUUUUAAGGGAAUACAUUUCACUCUGCUUUUUGAAGGUUAUUUUUUUUGUAGUGAAUUUAUGCACGUAAAUCAUUAACGGUAUAAAGUGCACUGGUGGCUUUUUUUUUUUCCCCGUACUGUAUCGGCAGCUGGUCUGCACUAAAGGGUGAAUAGGCCCGACCUCUCAGAGAGGAAGUUUUUUGCAAAACCAAAAAAGUAUAAUUUCCCUCUGGGAACCAAGUGUUGUGUUGUUCACAUCGCCUGACUACUGAUGCUAUGGCAGCUAUGUUAUGUGGUGUUAUUAUCUUUAUAUUUCUUAUAAAUAGAUUCAGGCAGCAGAAUGUUCUAAAGCACUACUCUUUUAUUUAAAAAAAAGUGUCCUAUGUACUAGAAUAUGCUGCUUUAUUAUGGUUUACAUUGAUACACUUGAUGUUCAAGUACAACUACACAAUGUGCCUUUUUUACUUUUCUAUUAAAAAUAAC
Molecule: messenger RNA, 1600 nt
Organism: Xenopus laevis (African clawed frog)
Lineage: Eukaryota; Metazoa; Chordata; Amphibia; Anura; Pipidae
Gene: ddit4.S
Product: DNA damage inducible transcript 4 S homeolog
Biological process (GO): negative regulation of signal transduction; response to hypoxia; negative regulation of TOR signaling
Cellular component (GO): mitochondrion; cytoplasm
Molecular function (GO): 14-3-3 protein binding
Source: RefSeq, marked provisional